AUGGAUGAACUCGAGGAGUUUCCUAUGCGAAGAGUCUCCAAAACGGUGAGAUUUGCCGAGAAUCUUGAGACCCCGCCUUCAGAACCCAAAGGUCUAACUCAGGGACAGACGAAGAGCAUUCUCCGAAACUCAGAUCCCAGUGUUCUGUUCGAUGAGUUUGGUGCGCUCAAGCGAUUGUCGCAGAGAGACCAAUUCAAAGACUUUGCCGAAGGUUUCAAGGAAUCGAGCGAUUCUUUCGAGGAUUCGGUCGACCCUUUCGCAGAAUUUAGCGGAGUCAGUACGUUUAAAGACGUGCCCCAAGAAAACUCGCAGGUCAGCAAAUUGGACGAAGUUCUCAACCAGUCCACAGGUAUGUAUGCUACCCCUGAGCAAAACAAGCUCCUGGAUGUAUCUCGAUUCACCCGAACGAUUGCAGGGUACGAGUAUUCAAGCUACAGCCACAGCGGCGACAGAUUCCAAGUCGACGUUGAGUUUGAGAAAUCCGACACGGAAGACAUCAUCGCCGAGUAUCAAGAUCUCUGGCUCGAGCUUCAGUUCUUCUGGGACAUGAUGCUUCGCAUGCAGCCAAACUGUAUCACUUCUAAUGCAGAGUAUACGAAGCAAGCUGUGGAUUAUCUCCUGGACCUCUCUAUUGCUCUGCACCUCCCGGAUACACGACCAGACUAUGAGCCGAGAGCUGCCAGAUCGCAGAUCAAGUGUUUCCGUCGCCGUCUUCGUCGACUGGAAUUGCUACUGCGGACCGAUAUGAACAAAUGUGGCAAUUCAAUUGUCAUGCUUUGUGGAUGUUUGGUCGAUGUCCAGCGUCGCAAGCACAAGUCCCGUCUUUGGGGGCACCUCUUUGAAAGCCCUACCUCGAGCCAGCCUAUUCGGUCAAAGGACACCGUUUUCACAGCCCGCGAUGUAGCGCGCAUGCUCAAACUCGAGGACUUUGUCACUCAUGUCUGGAGAUACGUCGCUCCACAGUUUGGUCCUCAAAAAGCCGAUCUCUUGUUCCUAAACAUGACCGUCGACUUGAUGGACGACGAGAUCAAGCAGUAUCUCCCAACGAAGGAACGUCCGGAAGGUAGCGAUAUCAGACCCGAUUGGGUGGAUGUUUUGCUUCAUCCAUAUUUCCGUGCUGCUGUAGCCAGAGAAAUCAAGGACAUUGUCGAUGAAGCUUCGAUUCUCUAUACCAAGUAUGGAACAUCUCGUCAUCGAGAUGGUUGUGAAGCUCAGAAGACCGCCCAAGCCUGCGGCUGA
Messenger RNA from Fusarium graminearum PH-1, 1239 nucleotides. RefSeq lists its product as uncharacterized. The transcript has a single exon. Bases 1 to 1239 code for a protein of 412 amino acids. NCBI's taxonomy places the organism in Eukaryota, Fungi, Ascomycota, Sordariomycetes, Hypocreales, Nectriaceae. The record is from RefSeq and is a predicted model, not a curated record.